Cydia fagiglandana is the source of this 2619-nucleotide messenger RNA. Its product is annotated as probable G-protein coupled receptor Mth-like 4. The record is from RefSeq and is a predicted model, not a curated record. The transcript has 9 exons. Gene Ontology annotation, biological process: cell surface receptor signaling pathway; G protein-coupled receptor signaling pathway. Lineage: Eukaryota; Metazoa; Arthropoda; Insecta; Lepidoptera; Tortricidae. Gene Ontology annotation, molecular function: G protein-coupled receptor activity. Gene Ontology annotation, cellular component: membrane. Bases 220 to 1470 code for a protein of 416 amino acids.
ACGUGCACGUUGGUCGGUCGGGAUUAUACAAAAUAGUUAUUAAAGUAUAAUAAAUAUUAUACCAUUAUUAAAAGUGAUACCUAAGGUAUGCAGUGGUAUUUACAUUUUGGAGCAGAUAAAAAUAUCUCAUUAUUUCAAAUAUUCUCGAGGAAGAAAAUAAGAUGAGUAUAUUAUGUUUAAUAAUAACUAGUCAUUAGCCGGUAAGAAAAGUGAUAGAAAAUGAAGAUAAUUAUUAUUAAUCUUAUGCUAAUUGGUGCUUCUUUGGCACUUAACGGCAGCUACUGUUGCUCCGAGAAACAUGAAAUAUGGGUUGAUGACAACAACUUGAAUCAUUGUUUGGACAUGAGGACCAACGCCACCAUAAAGAUCACCCUGAAUUGUUUUGAUAACUUGACAUUUAUAGUUUCAAACGAGUCCUUGCCAUAUAAGCUGAAGCCCGAUGGAAACUUAGGUAUUCUAAUGGGAGAAAUGUCAGAACUCACGUCCGUUGCAAUUGGCGACUUCUGCAUCGGACGUCAGACUAAAGACGGGGAAGAAACCGAGGUGGCGAUCAUAUGCCAGAGUGAGAUGGAGGCUGAAAUAGUGAGCGAGGAGGUGCUGGGGUACUGUAUGGCGGUGUCGAGUGUCUUCCUCGCACUCACGGCCCUCGUGUAUAUGGCGUUCCCAGACCUCAGAGAUCUACAAGGGAAGAGUAUCACAUGUUUAUGUAGCACGCAAGCUAUCGCCAACGCAUUAUUUUGUGUUAUGAAAGUUAUGAUGUACUCUCACAUGACAUGGUGUGCAGUUCGAGGUUUCCUGGCCUAUUACUUCAACAUCUCUACGUUCUUCUGGAUGAAUGCAAUAGCUGUACAAAUUCUUAUGAAUAUAAAGCAUUCGUUGAGUAAUGAAAGUUGGCGAAAGUUUAUGUGGUACGCCUUGUACGCGUGGGGAGCACCAGCCGUCCUCACCGCCAUACUGAUGAUGGUUAACUAUCUCCCCGGGACCCACGUGCGGCCUGGAAUAGGCUACAACCAAUGUUGGUUUCCUGACAUGAAACGCAUAUGGCUUUACAUGUACAGCGUGCUUGCAACGCUAAUGGCGGCGAACGUGGCGAUCUUCGUCUACGCUUCGGUCUUCUUGUGGAAGCACACGUUUUCCUCCUCCCACCUGCAGGCGCUGAGAUAUAAGUCGUGGAUGAUGUUCCGACUGUUUAUAAUCAUGGGUUUGCCGUGGAUAUUCGAAAUGGUCACCUCUUUGACACCUGCUCACACGUUUUGGGUUAUACUGGACAUCAUAAACUGUCUGCAAGGCCUCAUAGUAUUUCUAAUACUAGUGGUGUUCCGUCGGCGAGUGAUCAAGGCGCUAUACAAGAGAAACGCUCUAUUUUGCUUGAGCGGUGUGGCCGAGAGCUACCUGAAAGGGGCCGACGAUGAGGAGGAUAUAGUCACACCGACUGUAGGUGUGCCCAUGGAGGAAACUGGAGCUACAUGACCCCUAGGAUCCUGACCAAAUUUGUAGUCAUAUUUUUGCAUUUGUCUUAAGAACGUUUUUUUUCUGCUUACAAUUGAGGUUUGAACCUGCGAUUUUAAACCACGACACAUAUAACUAUAAAAUACGUUACCUAAGAAAAGUUUUCGUUGUACCACUCGUACCAAUGAGGUUAAAUCGCGCGGUUAUGAGAUAGACGCAAAGUUGAACGCAUGUGAUCACGGAAUGUAGGGAAAAUGACAAUGCGCUUACAGAUUAUCUGAUUUAAAAUGGCUGUGCGGCAAACGUUUGACGAUGCGUCGCAUAAAACAACCGCGCGCUUCAAUCCUACACAUUAUAAAUGGUUCCAACUGUCGGGAGCUCAAAAGUCUAUAGUUUGUGGUUUAUCUUGAGUUGUGGGAUUUGACAUGCGUUAUGUUUUGCGCGUUUAGCGCGCGUAGCGGAACCGCGUCACUGAAUUUACAAAAUAUAAAUUUAAGAACGCCAAAAUUCGUAUACUUAUGUAUUCAUAUUUGCUACUUUGCUGAUGAUAUAACAACAUAUGUUUCGGAAGCCUCUUUACAGCUUUACCGAACACUCAUCUUGUAAAUAGCUUCAAUACAGGAUGUUUGGUACAUCGUUUGCCAAAUUAAAACGGCAGAUAACUUGAGUCAUUUGCUAUCUUCUCAUGCCUAGAAAAAAAAAUUGGCCAUGGUUUUUUUACUACUACGCAAGUAAAAAUUAGAAAUUUACGAAAAACUGUCCUAUGACAGUUCGAAAACGUUCAGUUAUGAAAUUUUUUUUCACUUCUAUAAGUGAAAAAUUUUUUUGCACCAAAUUAAAAAAAUCUAGGCCUGAGAAGAUAGAAAAUGACUCAACCUAUCUGCCGUUUUAAUUUGGCAAACGAUGUACCACACACCCUGUAUAAUAAUUGUACCGUAGGUACUGUAAUGAGUUAAUAGUAAAUUAUGUGACACAUGGUCUCGUGUACCGUGUACCUCAGUAUUUUUUAUAAAUAUAAAUGUAAAAAUAUAAAUUUGAUAAAGUUGAGUAAGUGUUACGGAUUCAGUUUUUUUCUGUAGCUGUAACUUUAAACUUGUAUCAAAGAAAGAAGCAGCUAAAUAUUUGUGAUAACUCCUCAUGUGUUAUAAAUAAAACCUAUUAAAAAAAUUA